Messenger RNA from Betta splendens (Siamese fighting fish), 2003 nucleotides. RefSeq names its product ATPase H+ transporting V0 subunit e2 (gene atp6v0e2). The coding region runs from base 121 to 366 and encodes 81 amino acids. The record is from RefSeq and is a predicted model, not a curated record. The transcript has 4 exons. Gene Ontology annotation, biological process: proton transmembrane transport. Gene Ontology annotation, molecular function: proton-transporting ATPase activity, rotational mechanism. Lineage: Eukaryota; Metazoa; Chordata; Actinopteri; Anabantiformes; Osphronemidae. Gene Ontology annotation, cellular component: proton-transporting V-type ATPase, V0 domain.
UCAGUGGGCGGGGUCAUAACGGUGGAGCCAGAGCGUCUCAGCAGCCAUUGAUGCGCUUUAUUUCCAGCAGGACAAAAGCACAGACGUUGGCCCAUAUCUGCGGUUCCGUGGACCGACGCGAUGGUGUCUCACUCGCUGGCGCUGCCGAUGAUCUGCUUCACCACGUUAUGGGCCUUGGUGGGAGUCGUGGCCCCGUUCCUGGUGCCCAAAGGACCGAACCGAGGUGUGAUCGUCACCAGUCUCAUCCUCACAGCCAUCUGCUGCUACCUGUUUUGGUUAAUAGCCAUUCUGGCCCAGACCAACCCUCUGUUUGGGCCUCAGCUGAAAAACGAGACGAUAUGGUAUCUGCGCUACUUCUGGGAGUAAAUGAGGACGGCGCUGCGUCUCCUCCCUGGACGUCACGCCUCACUUCUACUCAUCGCAGGCAUCACUUAGUUUAACGGCGUAUUUCAUGUGUUUGUGUUCGUCACGGCCAGUUUCUUUAUCUGCAUUUUCAAACGAAGAGUUUGUUCCUGUGAGUUUUACAAACACGUAGUUUGUGUUUAUGACUCGCGUCUGAUUUUCAUGUCUGUUACUAAUGAGAACAAUUAGCAGCGAAGCCACGAAAGCAUCUGCUCAGAGUAAAUGUUAAUCUUCCUCCUCUUGAAUGUGUGAUCUGUAAACCCUUCAGUUUCUCUGUGUUGUGUGAACGGGACUUUCUAAGUGUUUGUGUUUCUUCCCGUGGACGCUGAUGUGAGCUCGUUGUAAUCACCUCAGGGUCCAGACGGCCUCGUUGUGUAACCGUUGUGAUCUGUGAUGUAACGUGAGCGUGUGGACUUUCAUCACAGUGAGAAUCUCCCGAACCUGUAGAAGUGGAGAGGUUCCCUCCACUUCAGGGCCACUCCAGCAUCAAACCGCCUCCCGCCUUCCCCGCGGAGGUCCCCGUUGCCAUGGCGACCUCAGGCCCCCUCCACUCGACCCUCUUGGAGGAGCCCUUUCUCGCCUGCUCGUGUGCACACGUCCUGUAGUGUAGUGUUUGUGGAGCCGGGAGCUCAUGGCUUUGGUUCAUAGCCUUCAUUUUCAUUCCUCCCUCUGAAGAACAAUAACGUCACCAAACUCCUCAUGCAGACUUUGCCUAAUUAUUUCUUCGGGGGUUUGCAGCUGUGACAAUUAACAACUUCUUGGUAGCAGGGAAAAUGCUGCUUUUAAACAAAAUGAAAAAGUGUAUCAAAAGUGUAUUGUAUGAACAAAAGUUAUAUAACUCGUCUUCCAGAGAGUUUCACAAACCCCACCGUAGAUGAGCUGAUCAUCACCGUAGAUCAGCUGAUCAUCACCGUAGAUGAGCUGAUCGUCACUGUAGAUCAGCUGAUCAUCACCGUAGAUCAGCUGAUCGUCCCCUCCGUCCCUUUUUUAAAUAUUGGCCUUGAAAACGAUGCCAGACACCAGCACAGCUACUCGUACCUCUGACACUCACUCCCCCCUCCUCCCUCUCUCUGAAAACACUUUGCUUCAGCCAAAAAGAAUCAAAAUCAAUAUACAGCUACUUUUUAGAAAGACCAAAUUGUGUUGUAUCUUUCCCUCCAGCCCCGGUCGGGAGCUGUGCUGGUGGCAGGCGUCUGAAUGAAUUUGAGGUUUGGGUCAGUUUCAUCCCCAGUUCAACUCAUUAAACCGACUCCCAGCUAGCAAACAGUGUCAGUGAAUCAUCAGACAGCGAAUGGCCUCUUCUCACUCCAACAAACCCAGAGAAGCAGCGAACACUCCAGACUGGAGUCCCGCUGAGUGUGAGGGCGACGGAGCUCGUCUCCUCUCAUUCCAGCGAAUCUGUGGGCUUCUCAGAACUGGCUGCUAAUUAUCUGUUAAAUAUUCCUGGUAAGAUUGAUGAACAUGGAGAUGGAUUUAUUUUAAUGUGUUAAGAGUCACCAUGGUAACAAUCAUCUGCUAAGUCACAGAUUUGAUCCUGUUUGUGAGCUUGUGUUAGUGAAUGAUUUCAUGUGAAACCCCAAUAAAACAUAAAUGUAUGUUUC